CCAUCUCCAAGGCCCUUUGCCUCCAAAGACAAAAAUUCAAAAACCCUCUGAAGAGCUUUGGCGACAAUUGGUAGUUGAUUCUUGAGAGCGCGACUUAGAAGCGCAUAUGGAUUUUGUUUGGUAUGGAAUGGAAUUAAUCACGCAAAAAGCAGAAGAAUCCAGGCAGGACUACACGGAUUCCAAACUCAACAUUGUACAACCACGCAUAAAUGAGCAGGAAUCCACACACAAACCGUUGGUUACGUUCUUUAUCAACUCCAAUUCAGCAUUUCUUUAUCCGCUUUGUCAACUCCAAUUCAGAAUUUCUUUAUCUGGAUUUACAUUUGCUGGAUUGGGUGUCUGCGGGUCCUCUUUUCGAAUGAAGUACAAUUUGGGUUCUUUAGUUCUAGGGUUUUCAGUCUUGAUUGAGGGGAGAACUCUGUUUGCUGAGAAUGAUGGCUUCUCCUCCUGCUGCUGUUGAGGAGAUGCUCAUUGAGUCUGGAAUUGAGCUCUCUACACCUCCUUCAUCCACUGGCGAGCUUCUCAGCCUCCUUGAAAAAGCUGAAUUAGAACUGAAGAGCAUAGGGCAAGACCCUUCAGUGUCGAUGAGAAAUGUACUUGAGCCAAUUAAAAAAGUGCUGAUUGAAACGAAACUUCUGAGACAUUCUGAUAAAAUCAUUGAGGUUUCUGUUGCAUCUUGUAUCUGUGAAAUUAUGAGAAUAUCUGCACCCGUUCUACCCUAUGAUAAUACAGAAAUGGAGGUCGUUUUCCAUCAGAUUAUAGCAUCCCUUGAAAAGUUAUAUGACAUUGAUAGUAACUACUAUAUUAAGGCUCUGAGAGUUCUUGAAGCCGUUGCGAAGUACAGGUUGUGUGUGAUGCUAUUGGAUUUUGACUAUGUGUUAGCUGUUAACGUUUUCCAACUGUUUCUCAAUAUCAUCAGUCAUGGGCAUAUGAUCUGCUUGUUUUAUGCUGUCACUUGCCAUUCUACAUUGAGAUAUGAUGAAUAUGAUAUUCUUCUGUGUUUGUGGGAGGACCACCUGUAGAAGGAAUAUCUGCUCUUCAACUUCCUCAGGUACCACUAUUGGAUGCCACUCCAACAAUGAAUAACAAUAACCUGGAACCUGAUGGGUCAUUGAAGGCAUUAAACAAUCGCAAUCAGGCUGAACAGCUAAAAAGAUACUGAUGCACCGUCUGAUCCCAUGCAUAAAAAUACAAAAGAGUUGCAACAACAAAUGGACCUGAGUGCACUGUCAGAGAAGAUAAGACCUGAUAAGGGACAUGAUUCUUUUGGGAUGAACAAAAGCAAACGCUCUGAUGAAGAACCUACUAUCAAGAAGGAACAAGAGAAGAAAUCUUGAAGUUCAUUGGACAUUAAUGCAACUUCAAUUGUGUUAGCUUUGCCAGCUGUAACUGGAAAGGAGUCUGUGACUAAGCCUGAUGUGUUAGCCCCCAGCAGCACAAAAAGUCCUUGCAAAAGGGGCCAACCAAAGAAGAAUAAGACGGAUCUCACCGUGCAAAAGAGAUAUGAAGGGACUAGGUCUGCCCAGAGAAAACUUAAAGAAAAGGAUUCUAAAAAGCUUCAUACUAUUAAAGAUUACGGAAAAGAGUUGGUAGGGGCUAAAGUCAAAGUCUGGUGGCCCCGGGAUAGAAGGUAAGUACUUAAGAAGGGCAAACUGAAUGACUGUUUUAGUACCCAUUGAAAUAGAACGCUUCACUUGUUCCAUUAUUACCUAUUGAAAUGGAAAGCAUCAUUUGUUCCAUUGAUUACAACAUUUGACAAUUUCCAUCAGUUGUUAUCGGCUUGUGUUUUUGAACUUCAAAUGCAAUUUUAUAAAUUUGACA
Molecule: messenger RNA, 1821 nt
Organism: Ipomoea nil (Japanese morning glory)
Lineage: Eukaryota; Viridiplantae; Streptophyta; Magnoliopsida; Solanales; Convolvulaceae
Product: sister chromatid cohesion protein pds5-like
Exons: 5
Coding region: 432-1022 (196 amino acids)
Biological process (GO): DNA repair; mitotic sister chromatid cohesion
Cellular component (GO): chromatin; nucleus
Source: RefSeq, a predicted model, not a curated record